Molecule: messenger RNA, 2137 nt
Organism: Owenia fusiformis
Lineage: Eukaryota; Metazoa; Annelida; Polychaeta; Sabellida; Oweniidae
Source: the annotation of a GenBank genome assembly
CCACUACGUGCAAAUCCACCACUAAAGGGAUGUUUAUAAUGCUCAGGAUACCAUAAUAAUUUAAUUACGGAGCAGUUUCACUUCUUAGAUGAUUUUUAGGCUCUUGCGCUAUUGAUUCACUCGUCAUCAUAUUUGCCUGUUAGUUUCCAUGGCAAUAUAGAAAUUUGAGAUCAGCAGAGUUUUGAUUGGAUGUCAAAUUUAGAUGUUAAUAUAGUAAGCCUGCGCUAGUUGACCAACUCCUGACUUUCCAUUAAUUCUUACCACAAUUAGCGCUAGGAGUUCUAAGAGAAGUUCGGGAUCUUCCGAGGAGGAAAUCAGGAACAACUACCAUGUCGUUUGAUCUCGGAUUGAUGCUGCAUACUCGCGAACGCAAACGCGCUUUCCAAGCGGGGCAUGUUGGAAAACUUGGUCGAGUCGCAUCCUUGGAGGAGGAAGACAAAAGUCUGAAUCAGUAUGUACACCGAAAGGAAUUUUCAGAUCCAAACGUGAGAGCGCAAAAGAAUGAUUCCGAACAUGACAACAAAGACGACGAUAAUAUGGUUGCCCAGGGAUCUAGUAAAGUGUCGUCUCCAGACUGGACACGCUUUGAAUCGGCAUAUGCACGAGAGUUGUUCCCAGCAGGAGGUGGAGGUCAUAAAACUCAGGAAUUUCUUUUAGAGGUGACCAACAUACUCAUAGAUUAUGUCCACAAGAAUAAUGAUCGUUCAAAAAAGAUUCUUGAUUUCCACCACCCCCACCAACUACGCGAGAUGAUGGAUCAUUGUCUCGAUCUCCACGAGGAUCCACGAGAUCUCGAACAAAUUCUGAGUGACUGUAAAGAGACAUUAAAAUAUUGUGUCAAAACAGGUCAUCCAAGAUUUUUCAACCAGCUGUCUCAGGGCUUGGACAUAGUGGCACUUGCUGGGGAAUGGCUCACUGCAACUGCGAAUACCAACAUGUUUACAUACGAAGUCGCCCCGGUAUUCACUCUGAUGGAAGACAUAGUGCUGACCAAGAUGAGAGAUAUUGUUGGCUGGUCUGAUGGUGACGGAAUUUUCGCACCAGGGGGCGCCAUUGCUAACUUGUAUGCUGUUUUGGCCGCUAGGCAUCGCUGCUGUCCAGAGCAAAAAGCACAAGGAAUGUGUGGACUCACCAGACUUGUAAUGUUCACAUCAGAGCACAGUCACUUCUCAACCAAGAGAGCUGCCGCUAUUGCAGGGAUAGGCACCGACAACUGUAUUGCCGUAAAAUGUGAUGAGAGAGGAAAGAUGAUUCCAGGGGAACUUGAGAAGUGUAUUCUCCAAGCAAAAUCAGAGGGUGCCAAACCAUUCUAUGUGACAUGUACCACCGGUUCAACUGUUCUUGGGGCGUUCGAUCCCAUCAAUGAAAUAGCAGAUAUAUGUGAGACAUAUGGAAUGUGGAUGCACGUGGACGCAGCUUGGGGCGGAGGUGCUCUGUUGUCCGAACGUUAUCGCCAUCUUUUCAACGGAGUAGAGAGAUGUGAUUCCAUAACAUGGAAUCCUCAUAAAAUGAUGGGAGUUACUCUGCAGUGUUCAGCUAUUCUACUAAAGGAGAAGGACAUUCUGAAGAAUUGUAAUUCCAUGUGCGCAGACUACCUAUACCAACAAGACAAGCACUAUGAUGUUGUUUACGAUACUGGAGAUAAAGCGAUACAAUGUGGACGACACAACGACAUCUUCAAGCUGUGGCUAAUGUGGAGAGCAAAGGGCGAUAAAGGACUUGAGUCUCAGAUAAACAGAGUUUUUGAGCUUGCAAAGUAUUUAACAGAAAAGAUACGAGAAAGGCCUGGAUUUAUGAUGGUGAUGGAUGAGCCGGAAUAUACAAACGUAUGCUUCUGGUAUGUGCCAUCAAAGAUCCGGCAUUUGGAACAAGGGAAAGAAAGGGAUGACGAAUUGUCCAAGGUGGCUCCUCGUAUAAAGUCGAUGAUGAUGGAAGGUGGAUCUACGCUUGUGGGAUACCAGCCACUAGGAAAGAAACCAAACUUUUUCAGAAUGGUAAUCAGCAAUCCUGCAGCAACUAAGGAGGACAUCGAUUUUCUAUUAGAGGAAGUUGAACGUUUGGGUGAAGAAAUAUAAGGCGAUGAUUCUGAAUAAGCGGUGUCAGAGUAGAUCAGACACGUGACAUAUUGUUUUUAAGC